AUGACAGAAAUUAGCCGCCUCGAAACUUUUCACAAACACAACCCAACCCCGCUACAUCUAGAGCAGCUCACAGCAGCCCUGGCUCUACUCGAGAGCUUAUCCCUGACAGCCACAACUAAAGCACUGGCUUGCACCAAACAGAAAUAUUAUGAGAAAGGCAAGAAAGCGGUCUCUAUGCUGGCCAAAUGGCUUAAAUCACUUACCGACACAAAACAAAUCUCCAAUAUCCGUACCCCAGAUGGCACAACGAGUGACAUACCACAUAAGAUAGGUGAAACCUUUCAACAGUACUUUGCGACCCUAUACAACCACACUCCUAACCCCCCCUCCGAACACAUUCGCACCCUGACAGAGGACUUUCCCUGA
This is a messenger RNA of Pelobates cultripes (western spadefoot toad), 366 nucleotides long. The record is from the annotation of a GenBank genome assembly. Lineage: Eukaryota; Metazoa; Chordata; Amphibia; Anura; Pelobatidae.